UGUAUACUCUGCUUUUUUACCUUUUUCUUCACCCAGAAAUCUAAAUCUCGUGGAUAAAAUCCUGAUCGCGGUGUUUGAUAACGACACACGAAAGAGUUCGACAUUUGUUGGUGUUUGAAAUGUAACGGUAAAAAGAUUAAUGUAACAGUGAUUCUUCUUGUGGAAGUCGACGAUUGGUUUUACGACGUAAAUUUUGUGUUUUUUUCGGAGGGAAAUUAGGAAUUCAGAGUUUGUGAUUUCGAGGAAGGAGGAAAAGAAUAGAGGGCGAUGGGGUUGAUUUCGGGAAUUGUGAUGGGAAUGAUGUUCGGGAUCGGGUUGAUGGCGGGUUGGAAGCACAUGAUGGAAUACCGCAACAAGAAGCGUCUUGCCAAGGCAAUUGAUGUUAGAUCACUAAGCUCACUAAACAGGGAUGAUCUGAAGAAAAUCUGUGGCGAAACCUUUCCAUGCUGGAUAUCAUUUCCUGUAUAUGAGCAGGUGAAAUGGCUAAAUAAACAACUGAGCAAACUCUGGCCAUUUAUUGCAGAUGCAGCGGAGGCCAUUAUAAGAGAAUCUGUUGAACCAUUGUUGGAAGAUUAUCGGCCUCCAGGGAUUUCUUCAUUGAAGUUCAGCGAAUUGUCUCUUGGGAAUGUGGCUCCUAAAAUUGAAGGGAUUCGAGUUCAGAGCCUAAAGGAAGGUCAAAUCACGAUGGAUAUUGACCUCCGAUGGGGUGGUGAUCCAAGCAUUAUUCUGGCUGUUGGGGCAGCGGUUGUUGCUUCUAUACCCAUUCAGUUGAAGGAUCUUCAAGUUUUCACUGUAGUCCGUGCUAUUUUCCAACUUGCAGAUGAAAUUCCUUGCAUCUCCGCAGUUGUUGUCGCUCUGCUGGCUGAGCCAAAACCACGAAUUGAUUAUACUCUGAAGGCUGUUGGUGGAAGUCUAACAGCUAUUCCUGGGCUUUCUGAUAUGAUUAAUGAUACUGUUACUUCAAUUGUAACAGAUAUGCUGCAAUGGCCGCAUAGGAUUGUUGUUCCUAUUGGUGGCAUACCUGUAGAUACAAGUGACUUGGAGCUUAAGCCUGUGGGAAAGCUUACAGUAACUGUUGUAAAGGCGAGUGGCCUGAAAAACAUGGAGUUGAUUGGGAAAUCUGACCCCUAUGUGGUGUUGCACAUACGUCCUCUGUUUAAAGUCAGAACGAAAGUUAUAGACAAUAACUUGAAUCCUGUUUGGAAUGAAAAAUUUGAGUUAAUCGCAGAAGACAAGGAGACACAGUCUCUCAUUUUUGAGGUUUACGAUGAAGACAUUGGGGAUGACAAGAAACUGGGCACAGUAAAGUUACCUCUGAUCGACCUGCAACCUGAAGUAUCUAAAGAACUUGAGCUAAGGCUGCUCCCUCAACUUGAUAUGCUUAAAAUCAAAGAUAAAAAAGAUAGAGGAAUCUUGACGAUUCAGGUGUUCUAUCACGAAUUUAACAAGGAAGAGCAGUUAGCUGCCCAUGAAGAAGAGAAGAGGAUGUUAGAAGCGAAAAAGAAACUCAAAGAACAGGGUGUAGUAGGGAGCACUAUGGAUGCCGUUGAUAGUGCAGCAUCAGCUGUCGGUUCUGGCAUCGGUGCAGGUGCCAAUAUCGUCGGGAGUGGCCUUGGAGCUGUUGGCAGCGGUCUGAGUAGAGCUGGACAGUUCAUGGGCAGGACUAUCACCAGGCAAUCUGGUUUGCCCAGGGGGAGCGUUUCCAACAUACAGAUAACCGAAGAAAAUGGAGCUGCGAAGCUGCACUCGAUGUGAUGAUCAUUGCCCUGAAGCAGGUUAGUUUGUAAUCUAUACAUUUUAGCUUCAUUUGGCUAUCGAUCCUCUUUAAAUUUGGCAUCUACAUAAUCAUCUCAGGUGUAAUUGCUUUGUUCGUUUACCUCUAUUCUUUAGGCUAUACUGCCAAUGUAAAGUUGUUAACGUUGAUGGAAAGAUCUUUUUUCAUUGUUCAAACGUAGG
Molecule: messenger RNA, 1956 nt
Organism: Sesamum indicum (sesame)
Lineage: Eukaryota; Viridiplantae; Streptophyta; Magnoliopsida; Lamiales; Pedaliaceae
Product: calcium-dependent lipid-binding protein
Cellular component (GO): endoplasmic reticulum
Molecular function (GO): lipid binding
Source: RefSeq, a predicted model, not a curated record